Molecule: messenger RNA, 354 nt
Organism: Penicillium roqueforti
Lineage: Eukaryota; Fungi; Ascomycota; Eurotiomycetes; Eurotiales; Aspergillaceae
Exons: 2
Coding region: 1-354 (117 amino acids)
Source: RefSeq, a predicted model, not a curated record
AUGGCUCCAGUAACCGAUACCACGAGCGAAGCCAAUGAGCCUGCUUCACCCAAGGCCAAGCUCAGAAUCAAGCUCAAUGUCAAGCCCCCGGCCAAGGCUGAGACCGAGGUAGAGGCCCCCAAGGCCAGUGACGAGGAGUUCCUCUUAACCCUUCUCGAUACCGUGAAGGUCAAUCACCAGGCCGCAGCCAAUAUCCUUGGCAUCAACAAGGCAGCAUGUCGCAUGCGAUUUAUUCGCUUGCAACAGAAAUACGGCUUCAAGAAGAAGGGCCCCAAAGGUACUCCACGACGCAAGAAGGGAGCUGCCAUGGUCACUCCUGCCAAUGAGGCCGAUGUCGCCGAAGGGGGAGACUAA